Messenger RNA from Cylas formicarius (sweet potato weevil), 3516 nucleotides. RefSeq names its product major facilitator superfamily domain-containing protein 6 (gene jef). The record is from RefSeq and is a predicted model, not a curated record. The transcript has 9 exons. Gene Ontology annotation, cellular component: membrane. Bases 150 to 2234 code for a protein of 694 amino acids. Lineage: Eukaryota; Metazoa; Arthropoda; Insecta; Coleoptera; Brentidae.
GCAAACGAAAUGCAUCCUUACUCCUUCGCAAGAUAUCGAUCCUGCGCUCAACCGAGCUUCCUGCAAUUAUAGACGGUUAUAACGAUAUUUUAAUAAUCACGUGCGUAAAAGUAUUGUGAUAUUAGUUAUUACAGCAUUAUUAGUUAAACAUGGAUAUCGGUGUCUCGGAAUUUAACCCAAAUCCUCCUGCAAAAGGAAUACGGCCCAUGGUUGACCCCGAUGCUCAGGGGGAGGUCGAUCCAAAUUUAUAUCCCGAACCCAAAGAGGCCACACACAAGAUACGAGGGAAAUCAGACAUUUUAGAAAUGCUCUUCGGUCCCGUAGAUCAAGAACUUCUAGUGGUCAAAAGUUUUUACUUUUUCUUCUAUUCCGCUUUUGGCUCCUUAUUUCCCCUCAUGGGUGUUUAUUUUAAGCAGAUGGGUAUGAAUGCCACUCAAAGUGGCUUUCUUAUAGGGUCCCGUCCUUUCGUGGAAUUUCUGGCGGCCCCAUUCUGGGGUAGUUUGGCCGACAGGUGGCAAAAGGGAAAGAUUCUAAUGCUAGCGUCUCUCGCCUCAUGGAUAAUUUUUACGGUUCCCUUAGGUUCUAUUCAACCGCCCGCUAUAUCUUGUAUGGAAUUUAAAAAUAACACUCCGAAAUUAACUACCCCAGAAGGCGUGAUGAGUAAAAGGUCCAUCGAUUUCGAAAAACAACCUCAAGCACUAAGUUACGAGUCCCUUACUUACGAUCGCAGCACCAGAUCACUAAAGCCUUACAUCAGUGCGGGAAAGUCUCCAGUAAACGUCAAUUUUGCCUCGAACUACAAAGAAGAUGAACACAAAUCGUGGGUCCAACCGAUCAUUUCUUCAAUAGUAUACCGUAUUCAGGAUAUUCAAAAGACCUUCUUUUUCCUCCUCCUUCUAGUGAUAAUUGGUGAAUUCUUCGCUGCACCUGCAAUCACCCUUGCAGAUUCGGCUGUCAUUACAAUUCUUGGUGAAGAUGCGGACACUUACGGGCACCAAAGAAUGUUUGGAUCUCUCGGAUGGGGCUUGGCGAUGUUUUUUGUGGGCAUUGCUUUAGAUCACUCUACAGCUUUCCCCAAUCAUCCCUGUGGUCCAGACAAAAAGGAAAAAAACUACACAAUAUGUUUCGCCACGUUUUCUGUGCUUAUGGGAGCGGCCUUGAUUACGGCGACCCAAAUCAAUUUUAAGUAUGAACAAAUUGAUUACGAUCAAACGGAAAACGUUGAAAAGCCCGCACCAGAGUAUAUCUCGAAGGAAGAUCAAAUGCAAGCCCAGCUUGCUGAACAAUUGAAUCUUCCUUCCUUAGCCGACACAAAAGCAUCUGAUUUGCCACCUGCCCCGAAAGAGCAAAAGACAAAAAUUUUUGCCCAGACUACACGAGAAAUCCCUGAAUGGGUUACAGUGUUGAAACACUUUCGAAAUGUGAAAUGCGCGUCAUUUUUGUUCGUCGCCUGGUUCAUGGGAUUUGGAAUCGGGUUGAUCUUUACGUUUCUAUUCUGGCAUCUUCAGGACUACGGCGGCUCACCAACACUUUUCGGAGUGGCAUCCGUUAUCAACCACAUUUCUGAAAUUUUCGCGUACUUUUUUAGUUUUAGAUUAAUAAGGCAAAUAGGCCACGUCAAAGUUCUGUGCCUGGGCUUAAUUGGGAACACCUUAAGGUUUUUGUACAUCUCAUGGUUGACAAACCCGUGGUGGGUGUUGCCGUUCGAGUUCAUGCAGGGAAUCACUCAUGCCGCAGUAUGGGCCGCAUGUUGUUCAUAUAUCGCCCAUAAUACUCCUCCGGAGUUGCGAUCUUCGUCACAAGGAGUGCUUCAAGGUAUCCAUCACGGGCUGGGUAGGGGCUGCGGUGCAGUUAUAGGCGGAAUUUUCGUUAGCUCGUUUGGUACCACCGCCACGUUCCGUGGAUAUGGCCUAAUAUGUCUUCUGAUAUUUGCUGCAUUUGUUUUUAUUAAUUUCUAUCGUGUAGACCAGGGUUUUGUAUCUGAACUACCGCUCACCGAAGAUCCCAGACAGGUGGCUGAGGAAACCUCUCACCUGGCCCCUCAUGGAGUUCCAAGUAAUCCAAUACCGAGAGCCCUUUCAAGUACCAAGCUGCACGAGUUAUCCCAGCAAGACGGAUACGGUUCUACGUAUCAAACAGGCCAGGGAGGGACUUUGGACGUGCCCGGUUCAGGCGGAUAUAAUCCUUUUGGAGGAAAUAAUAGCGGACAAAACUCUUUCGGCAGGAGGGAGUAAGAUUUUGCCGAUGACCUUCCCGAGAAAGUUGUUACCUAUUUACAAAAUCACCGGUAGUGGGUCAUACUUUGACUACCUACUACUAACGGAACAUAUCACUUCUAGAUUAUCAUGGUUCUAUAUUUUAUAUUUACUAAAUGAAUUUUAUUUUAGUUAACACUUUCAUCCACCAUAGGCGACUAUACAUAGAAUAUUGUAAGUAUGUGUAAAAAUUUGAGUAUGUAAAUUUAACUGUAAUUUUAAAUGUUGGAAACGUUGACUUGGAUAUUAGGUACUAAACGACUAUUAUUAGAUGAAGCCGAUUCAUUGAACCAGUGUUUCAUUUAAUUAAGAUAACUAUUCGGUAUUAAAUCACGAGUAAUUAUUGUUGAGUAAGUGCAUCCAAGUAUAUAUAAAUUCGUAUGGUGCAGGUAGAGUCGAGGAACUGCGACACAGUGUGUACGAGCUUUUUUAUUCUAGGAAAAACGUUUAAUAUAUUCUAUUAAAACUGUAGAUUAUUACUAAUUAGUUCUUAAGAGAAUUUUAAAAGUUCGUGUUGCAUAUUUUCGGAAGGAGUAAUUAGACAAUCUAAUUUUGUUUUGGUCAAAACUUAUUCAGGUUUCCUUAAGUUUAAAAACUAAUUCUGUUGUCUUUUAGAAUUAACUUAUGAAUCAUAUUUUGGCUGUUAUUACCUAUAUGUAGGUAUUUACGAGAAUAGUUAUAUUCUUAAUAGCACCGUAACACAUAUAGUAGUAUAGUUUUGAAUUUUGUUACGCCUCACAGCAAGUUUCCUCUUGGUUAAGCAUCUUGGUUGUACGCGUUCUCGUAAUACCUUUGUUACAUAUACUGCCUCCAAAAGCCUAAGUAUACUCGUAAACAUUUUUUUUCAUUGCACUUAACAAUCGUUAAUUAAAAAUAUAUUUAAAAAAUUGCAAGCUUACGAAAUAUGAUAAACGUUUACUUUGUUAAAGUUCUGAAAAAUAAGGAGAAUUUUAUUCUUUAUAGCGACCACUUUCGUCCGAAGGCCACGGGGCCUAACAAAAAUACAUUUAAUGUUUUUACUGACAUAUGUACAUGAUCAACCAUAUCUACACAAUGUUGUGAAGUAAUUUUCGGACCCAAAUUUAUAUCUAUUUAACGAAUAAAUCCUGCAUAUCGAAUCAACCGAUGAAACUUCUAAUUCUUUGACAUUAGAUUAAUUUCAGUCACCUUGCUGAAGAACUUUUUGAGGAACUUUUAAUAUAAUAAAUGAAUAACGAAAACAAUGUAUAUAUUAUUCCAGCCCAAAAAUUAUCUGCGUGGA